ACAGAGAGACAAUUGUCAACGAAGUCCGUCAGCGUUUUCAGAUCGCGAAUCUGAGGUCCGCUGUUAACGAAGUAUCGAGAAGCUGCCAGGUAUGUAAGAUUAAAAAAUGUAAACCACAUCCACCAAGAAUGGCGCCAUUGCCAGAGCAAAGAUUGACACCGUAUACCAGACCCUUUGCGUAUACCGGUGUGGAUUAUCUCGGGCCGUUGGAGGUAACCGUUGGCAGGCGGAAGGAAAAGCGAUAUGUAGCGGUCUUCACAUGCUUGGUAGUCCGUGCCGUUCACCUGGAGCUGGCGUACAGCUUAACGACGGAUUCCUGCAUAAUGGCGAUCAGGAGAUUUGUGCGAAGAAGAGGUCCCCCACGCCAAAUAUUUUCCGACAACGGGACGAACUUUGUCGGUGCCGAUCGCGAGCUUAAACGACAGAUCAAGAGAAUCAACAGCGACUGUUCCGACACAUUCACCAACGCCCGAACAAGCUGGUUAUUCAAUCCGCCCUCCGCUCCCCACAUGGGUGGAGUAUGGGAGCGGAUGGUGCGAAGCGUGAAAGAAUCGAUGAGAGCUCUCGACGACGGAAGGAAACUCAACGACGAGAUUCUGCUGACGGUGUUGGCGGAAACAGAAGCUUUUAUAAACUCUCGUCCACUGACGUACAUGCCUCAAAGUUCGGCCGACUACGAAGCGUUGACACCCAACCACUUUUUGGGUAACUCCACGGGAGAUCAGGACCCUAUGCGUGAUCCAAUCAGUCUCAGCCAAGCACUGCAAAGCAGUUACCUUCGUUCGCAGUAUUUAGCUGAUGCUACAUGGGACAGAUGGCUGAAGGAAUACUUUCCUAAUAUGAACAAGCGGUCCAAGUGGUUCGAAGAUGUGGUGUCGGUUAAACUUGGAGACCUGGUGUAUAUUGCGGAAGGCAGUCGGCGUACCUGGAUCCGAGGAAGGAUCGUGGAGCUAAUCCCGAACAAGGAUGGAAGGAUCAGACGUGUUGCAGUACAAACGACAUCUGGACGACUCGAGAGACCGGUGGCGAAGCUGGCCGUUAUGGAGAUAGGUAACGGUGAAUCCGAGCAAGGUGAUACGGAGGCCGUUCCGGAUUCACGGGGUGGAGAAUGUUCUGGCAUCCCUGACGUCGCUGCAUCUGAACAGACCUAACGGCCACGCUACGAACUGUCAAACCAGAAAACGGUUAGAAGUGAAAAUUUGCGACGAACCAAGAAAGACAAGUGACGCUCUGCGUAUAUUUUAUAAAUUAACGAUAGUUUUAGUUGUUAAAGUUGUUUGUGCCAUUCGUGAGUACCUUUUUAAAUUGUUGUGAACCUUUGACUAAAUCUAACUUUUUGUAAUAUUUAGCGCACAUCGGUAAAAACCCGAUCUAAGGCUGAUACCACGCACAGUCGAGCAUUCCUUUCAAAAGGGCCGAUAUAGGCCAGAAAUCUAUGCUCUCGAUUAUAACUUGGCAUCAAAACACGGAUACUCCUCUUGUACUAAAGGAGACAAAUCUUUGAGCUGCUCCUGCUCCUGCUCCAACUAGAGCUGCUGCGAGAACCUUUAGUGAAUUAUAUUCCAACAGU
Messenger RNA from Uranotaenia lowii, 1570 nucleotides. RefSeq lists its product as uncharacterized. Gene Ontology annotation, biological process: DNA integration. The record is from RefSeq and is a predicted model, not a curated record. NCBI's taxonomy places the organism in Eukaryota, Metazoa, Arthropoda, Insecta, Diptera, Culicidae. Bases 129 to 1151 code for a protein of 340 amino acids. Gene Ontology annotation, molecular function: nucleic acid binding. The transcript has 3 exons.